Messenger RNA from Acomys russatus (golden spiny mouse), 1206 nucleotides. It is a transcript of the gene Plpp1, whose product is annotated as phospholipid phosphatase 1. The transcript is spliced from 6 exons. Gene Ontology annotation, molecular function: phosphatidate phosphatase activity. Bases 86 to 937 code for a protein of 283 amino acids. Gene Ontology annotation, biological process: phospholipid metabolic process; signal transduction; phospholipid dephosphorylation. The record is from RefSeq and is a predicted model, not a curated record. Lineage: Eukaryota; Metazoa; Chordata; Mammalia; Rodentia; Muridae.
GCUCCUGGGAAUUAGGUGUCUGGACCUCCGCUGUCUGUUCCAACCGCGGCCAGCAUCAGAUAGUCACAUCUCCCAGCCGGUGACCAUGUUCGACAAGACGCGGCUGCCGUACGUGGCCCUCGAUGUGCUGUGCGUGUUGCUGGCUUCCAUGCCCAUGGCUGUUCUAAAUUUGGGCCAAAUAGAUCCAUUUCAGAGAGGCUUUUUCUGUUCUGACAACAGCGUGAAGUACCCGUACCAUGACAGUACCAUCAGAUCCGUUAUUCUCACCGUAGUGGGGCUUGGCUUACCCAUUUCCUCUAUAAUUGUCGGAGAAACCUUGUCUGUUUACUUUAGUACCUUGCGAUCAAACUCCUUUGUCAACAACCACUAUGUAGCCACUAUUUACAAAGCUGUGGGAACCUUUUUGUUCGGAGCCGCAGCCAGUCAGUCGCUGACUGACAUCGCCAAGUACUCUGUAGGCAGACUGCGGCCUCACUUCUUGGCCGUCUGCAACCCAGACUGGUCAAAAAUCAACUGCAGCGAUGGUUAUAUCGAGACCUACAUAUGUCAGGGGAGUGCCACGAAAGUCAGGGAAGGCAGGUUGUCCUUCUACUCGGGCCACUCUUCAUUUUCUAUGUACUGCAUGCUCUUUACAGCACUUUAUCUUCAAGCCAGGAUGAAAGCAGACUGGGCAAGACUCCUACGCCCCACGCUGCAGUUUGGGCUUGUUGCUUUUUCCAUAUACGUGGGCCUUUCUCGAAUUUCUGAUUACAAACACCACUCGAGUGACGUGCUAGUUGGACUCAUUCAAGGAGCUGUGGUUGCAAUAUUAGUUGUUGUGUAUGUAUCAGAUUUCUUCAAGAGCACACAUUCUUACAUAGAAAGAUCAGAGGACGACUCGACUGGACUGAAAACACCACCGCCGCACAUAGCUAAUCGAACAAUCAACCAGCCUUGAAGAGUGCAGGGGAAACAGCCAGCUUUAAAGGAAACUGCUGGAGGCAGGAGGACGCGUAUUAAUUACUUCCUGGUGUACAGGCCAUUCAUUACAGGACGGCUGCCAUACCUCUUGGAUGCCCACUUUAUCUGUGUAAAUAGUUACAUUUAAGACAAUGAGUAUCUCACAGUUUAAUUAAAGAAAUUCAAGCUUUCCACUAAAAUACUGUCCCACCUGUACAUUUUUUAAUUAAAAGAUGCUAUGUACAAAUGUGUAUGUUACACGCCUUC